UGAUACAAGUUAAUUAUAUAUUUAUGGUAAUGUUGAGAAGCUAUUACUUCCUGUAAGGAUGUAAGCAUUGAUUGGUAAAGUAUUAAAGGGAGUUUGGCAGAGGAGAAUGUUAAAUUGUGAAAGUUAAUUCUGUAAAAGUAAAAUUACAAAAAUGAGGUUUAUUUUUCUGUGUUUUGUUUUGUUAGUAAGUGCUGGGUUUAAUGAAGCAAAAAGAACCAGAGUCAUCAGCAAAUGGAGGUUAACGGCAAUCGCGAACAAGUUAUUCGCGCACAGGCUUUUCAUGGAGGUAGCGAGGACGACCCCCGAGCAAGAAAACUUUUUUAUUUCUCCGUACGCAGUGUCCGCUGGGUUGUCUAUGACCUUAUAUGGCGCCCACUCAACCACGGCAAGGGAAAUAAUGGACACGCUUGGCUACACACAACUUUCAACGUCCGGCAACUUCAACCAAGCGAAAGUCCCUCGUUUAUACCAGAAGAUGUUGCACCAAGUUCACCAAAAAGACCAUGGGUUUGAGCUCACUUCAGUAAAUCGAAUGUUUGGGGAAUCAAGGAACAUAUUUGUCCCCAGUUACGUGAAGGGAGUUGAACAUUUCUAUGGUGCUAAGCUUAAAAAGGUUCCUUUCCGACGAAACCCCGAGAGAGCUCGACAAGAAAUAAACACCUGGGUUGAAGAAGUGACAAACGGGACGAUACGAGAAGCUCUUCCACCUAAUUCUGUAACCGCUGAAACUUUGCUUGUGCUCAUGUCUACACUCUAUUUUAAGGGCUUAUGGGAGAAACCAUUUGAAAUAAACUUACGAUCAACUUUCUACACAACAAACAACGAACAAUACCAAACGGACUUCGUUCAACAGACCAUGUUUGCCUUGCAUUCGUUCUCAGAGCAAUUUCAAGCCCAUAUUGUAGAACUACCGUUUAAGACUUCAUCCAGCAGAUACAAAAUGGUUAUGCAACUAAUACUGCCUGAAAGCAGAGGUGCCGACAAUUUAAACUUAAUUGAAGAUCAGUUUGAUGAAGAAAACUUUGAUUUUGCUACAGAAGACCAAGAGAAUAUAAGUGUUACUAUACGACUGCCCAAAUUUCGACUUGAAUACGAAACAGAUUUAAAAGAAACACUUUACAAUAUGGGAAUCCAAAGUCUUUUCUCGCGCGGUGAGGCAGAUUUAAGUGGGAUCAGUACAAAUGGGGACCUCAGUUUGGGAUCGGCUCACCAUAAAACAUUCAUACAGGUUGACGAGUCUGGGACGACAGCGGGCGCGUCGUACGCACAAGGUGGAUUCAGGAGUGUUUCGGACCUUGACCUUGUGUUCAACCAUCCAUUCAUUGUAAUAAUAAGAGAGAAAUACACACAAAUGCCUAUGUUCAUGGGAAGGGUGGCAAGGCCAAUGUAUUAACGACAUUUAACAACAAACUUUUGAACUUGGAGUUCACAGUUCAAACAAAAUAACUAAAUUAGUUUUCUUUUGACAAUAUCCAUUACUUGCUAAAUAUUUAAUCUAUCAUUCAACAACAAACAAGAAUUUACCUUUGAAAAUUACUAUUUAUAAAUUACAACUAAACAGGUUUCUUUGGCUAUAAUUAUAUCGCAUUACAUUACAUUCUCUAUUGCCCAAUACUUCACCAAUAACUAAAUAAAGCUAUCAUUCAACAAUAAACCUGAAUUUGAACUUUGUAAUUAACAACAAAACAUGGAUCAACCAGUUUUCAAUUAGUAUCACCAAUAUAUAACUUUUUCUAUUGCGUAUCACUUUGCCCAAUCAAUUAAUUAAUAGAACAAUAAACAUAAAUUUGAACUUGUAAUUCCUAUUCAUAAGAUACAAUUAAACCAGUUUUUGUUUACCUUCGAUAUUCCUAUUCCUAUUACCCGUUACUUGCUAAUUAAUUAAAGCAAUUAAUUCAACCACUAACUUUUAUCAACAAUUCAUAAUGCACAAUUAAACCAGUUUUUGAUUUCCAUUAUUAUGCUAAACAACUACGACAAUUAAACAACAACCAACAUCAAGUUAAACUUUGUAGUUUAUAAAAACUAAAUCACUUUUCUAUCAUUGUAACUUAAAAUUUAACCACUUUUCCAUUACUAUUACCAAUUUCAUACUUUUUCUAUGCGUUUUACUUUUACCAACCAAUUAAGAAAUUUAUUCAACAAAUAUAAAACAUUGUAUUCUGUUACUUCUGCUACCAGUCAAAGUAAAAACAUCUUAUUAAGUUUUCAACUGCAUCAGUUUUUACGCAAUAUUGUAUAUGUUUUCUGUGUGAACUAUUUCUGCCAUACAUUAUAUAUAUCUAACAAAACUUUUCUUGCAAUUUCAUUUUUGUCCCUACAUUUUUAAAUGCCUGUUCAGGACAUCUUUAUAAAGAAAUAAAGACGUCAAACGAUGGUAUACAAAAUGAAUUGCAAGAACAGCUUUAUUAGAUUGCUUUGCUAUUUCAUAUAAUAUUACAAUGCUCCUAUACAUUAAUGUACUGCUAUAAUACAUUACUGGUAUAGCCUAUGCUUUAUUAUACAUAAUAUAACAUGUUUGGUAUUUCUACAAUAUAUAUGUACUACUAUACAAAUAAUGCAUUGCUGAUUUUCUAUAAUGCAAAUAUGCUGUACUACCAUGCUAAAUGUCUUGCUAUACAUAUUAUUACAAGCAUUACUAUAGAUAUUUAAACAUGUACUGAUGUAAUUACUUCAUAAUUCAACACAAACUGACCUACACCUCAUACUGCACAGCAUCGAACGUUAUUAAAAUAAUAAAGUUGAUCAAAAAAUA
Molecule: messenger RNA, 2755 nt
Organism: Ciona intestinalis (vase tunicate)
Lineage: Eukaryota; Metazoa; Chordata; Ascidiacea; Phlebobranchia; Cionidae
Source: RefSeq, a predicted model, not a curated record